Molecule: messenger RNA, 369 nt
Organism: Symbiodinium natans
Lineage: Eukaryota; Dinophyceae; Suessiales; Symbiodiniaceae
Source: the annotation of a GenBank genome assembly
AUGUCGGCCACACUGCUAGUUGCCGGCGGCCUCGGCCACAGUGCGCUGUCGCGUGCAUCCAUACAGGAGUCUUUAUGGCGAUCAUGGAUAUGGAUUGCAGAUCCAGAUGGUGGUGAGUCGGCCCAUGAAGGCGGCCACGUCGUGGGAGUGGUGGUGUCGAUUGGCGGCAUGCUCAUCUUCGCCUUGCUGCUGUCGUUGAUCACCUCCUCUUUUGAAGAGUUCCUUUGGCACUUGCGGCAUGGCUCCAUCCCGGUGGUGGAAGGUGACCACAUCGUGAUACUGGGGUACGACUCCUCGGCCGCCAUCAUGAUCGAGGAACAGCAACAUAGCUUGGGCUUGCGAUCAUGGAGUUGCACCUGCAGCAAAUGA